Molecule: messenger RNA, 1803 nt
Organism: Epithele typhae
Lineage: Eukaryota; Fungi; Basidiomycota; Agaricomycetes; Polyporales; Epitheliaceae
Product: nucleoporin complex subunit 54-domain-containing protein
Exons: 6
Coding region: 1-1803 (600 amino acids)
Biological process (GO): nuclear pore organization; NLS-bearing protein import into nucleus; protein localization to nuclear inner membrane
Cellular component (GO): nuclear pore; nuclear pore central transport channel
Molecular function (GO): structural constituent of nuclear pore
Source: RefSeq, a predicted model, not a curated record
AUGUCGUUUGGUGCCUUUGGAACGGCAUCCGCCCAGCCCUCAGGCUCUGCCUUCGGCGCGUUCGGGUCCACACAAAACACCUCUGGGCCCCUGGCCGGCAGCUCGCUCUUCGGCAACAACACAAACACGAACACGGCGGGCGGUGGGUUGUUCGGCGCGACGAACACAAACACGAACGCGCAACCGUCGGGCGGGCCAUUUGGGGCGACGACGGGCGGCGGGCCGUUCGGGACCAUGAACCCGCCUGCGGGAGGAGGGCCGUUCGGAAACACGAACGCGACGCAACAGCAGACGAACGCUUCUGUGCCGUCGGGGGGACUCUUUGGCUCUACGCAGCCGGCCCAGACAGGUGGUCUUUUCGGGAACACGAACACGAACCCCUCUGGGAACGUCGGAAGUGGCUUGUUCGGUUCCACGAAUACGACGACGACUGGCGGAGGACUCUUUGGCACCACCAACGCAAACACGACAGGAGGAGGCCUGUUCGGGACCACCAACACUACGGCUCCCUCAGGCGGUAUGUUUGGAAGCACCACCGCUGCUCCGAGUGGCGGGCUUUUUGGCAACACCGCGAACACAACCGGCGGCGGAAUGUUUGGCAACACCAACACCAACACCACCGCUCCAUCUAGUGGCCUGUUUGGAUCAACCGCCACUGGAGGAGGCCUUUUCGGCAGCACCACCGCAGCACCGACAACCGGCGGGGGGCUCUUUGGGUCCACCGCGCCCGCCACGGGGACCUCCGGAGGGCUCUUUGGCAACACGACCCAGCCGCAAGCUGGCUCGUCGUUCUUCAGUUCGACCAACCAACCGGCCCAAACCGGCUCGCUGUUCGCGAACAUGGGUCAGCAACAAAGACCAGCGAACACCGGGCUUUUCGGCGCGGGGGGUAGCAUCCUCGGGGCCAGCACGAUAGGGGGUGGGGCGUUGGGCGCGAGCAACCUGUUCACAUCCAAGUCCGGCGCACCUAACCCGCAACAAGACGCACAGACGCAGUCGGCGCAGCUCCAGCAGAAGAUCGAGAGCAUCGCCAGUGCGUGGAAUCCGAACAACCCGCAGUGCCGAUUCCAGCACUACUUCUACAACCUCGUGGAGCCGUCCCAAGUGCACCUGUACGGGCGGCCAGCGAAUGCGACGAAUGAGGCACAGUGGCAGAAGGCCAUGAGGGAGAACCCGGAUCCCAGCUGUUUUGUUCCGGUCAUCGCAACGGGCUUCGACGAUCUGCAAAAGCGGGUAGAAGCGCAGACUCAGCAGGCCGCCACGCAUCAAGAGAGGAUCAAGGAUCUUCAAGCUCGGAUAGCUGCGCUCGUCCAGGCGCACCAGCUGAAAAACGCAUCACGGCUGCAACGCGCUUCGGCCCUACAGACGCAGCUGACGCACCGGGUGCUCAAGCUUGUCCAACAUUUGCACCUUCUCAUCCCCGCCCUCCGUUCCUCCGCCCUCCGCCCCGAAGAAGAGGCGCUUCGGACCGCGCUCGAAGAGCUCGACGAAGAAGUGCGCCGGCCAGGCGGGACGGGGCGGAUUCGUGGGAAGCUGAAUGAGCUGUGGGCGCUCGUUGGGGCAGUGAGCGCGGCACGGGACCGGGACCGGCGGGCGGGUAGGGUGGAAUGGACGGUGGUGGACGAGGAUGGGUUGGCGCAGAUUGCGCAGGUUCUCGCGGACGAGCAGGCGGGGUUGGUGCACCUGACGAAGUUGCUGCAUCAGGACAUGAAGGAUCUCGCGGUGAUACAGGGCACGGGUCCAGAGGAGGACCCGGAGUCGUUCAUGUCGUCGACGGCGACGCUCAGGGCGAGCACGUUGUAA